UCGGCGCUUUCCUGCCCGCCACUUUUCCUUCGUGCGUGGCCUUGGUCAGGGGUUCGCAGGGUCCCGCCAGUCCCGGCGGCAGCAGCGAGCGAAGAGUUUUCCCUCCCCGACCCGGGCUUGCUGGGGCCAGCUAGGGCGCGCUGGGCGGAGCCGCCCCCCUGCGCCGAGGCGGCCGCCGCCGCACUCCAGAAUGUGGAAGCUGGUACCCGCCGCAGGAAAAGGAGAGCCAUAUCGACUUUUAAGUGGUACAGAGUACGUUGUUGGACGCAAAAACUGUCCAAUUCUAAUUCAGGAUGAUCAGUCCAUCAGUCGAAGUCAUGCUGUUCUGACAGUCAGCUGUCCUGACACAGCUUCUAGCCAGUCUCUCUCAGUCCCUGUACUAACAGUAAGAGAUACAUCUAAGUAUGGUACCUUUGUUAAUGGAUCCAAACUCAAUGGCACUACAGUGUCUUUGCAGUCUGGUGACAGAAUCAACUUUGGAGUCUUUGAGAGCAAGUUUAGAGUAGAAUACGAACCUUUGGUUGUUUGCUCCUCAUGUUUGGAUGUAGCUCAGAAAGCUGCUUUAAAUGAAGCCAUCCAGCAGCUUGGAGGCCUUGUAGUGAGUGAAUGGACAAAAGAGUGUACUCAUCUUGUAAUGGUAUCAGUAAAAGUUACCGUUAAGACUAUAUGUGCUUUGAUUUGUGGUCGGCCAAUUAUAAAACCAGAGUUUUUUGUUGAAUUAGUCAAAGCUAUUCAGUCCAGGCAACAGUUGCCAAAUCAUGGGAGCUUUUCUCCUCCAGUUGAUGAGCCUUCCAUUGGCACUGAAAAACUGGAUUUAUCAGAGCGUCAUGAAAGGAAAAAAAUAUUCAGUGGAAAAACUUUUCUAUUUCUAACGGCCAAGCAGCACAAGAAAUUGAGUCCAGCAGUUACUCUUGGAGGAGGGGAAGCAAAGUUGAUGACAGAAGGAAGAAAAGAAACAUCUUCACUGAUUUCUCCUGGAGUUUGUGUUGUUGAUGUGGGGUUGACAAACUCUCAGAUCCUGGGAUCUGACUCCAUGAGAAACUGGACCGAUUCCAUUCUGACUGUCUUGCAAAGCAAGGAUCUCAGGGCUAUUCCCGAGGCAGAAAUUGGAUUGGCAGUAAUCUUCAUGAGUACAGAGAAGUACUGCAACCCCCAAAAGCAGCCCGGUAACAAAGCUGUAACUAAAAGUACUCCUGCUUCAGCUUUUGUAGGGCGAGCCAUUUCUCAGAGUUUGGCUGUGGAUGAAACCAUAAUGCCAGCUGCUGCAGAUGAUAGCACAGUAUAUGUAGCUGAUACAGAAAUACAAGAGCUGACAUGUAUGGAGAUAGAGAAUACUCCUCAGAUAGAGAGAGGAGGGAAGAUGCCUGUCCAGGAUAUAACCUCUGUGAAGAGCAACCCUAGCACAAGUGGCAGUGUAAAUUCAGGAACGUCAACAUCUAGAGUGAGCAGAACAUCAAGGUUAAGUCAUCCCAACUUGCCAUCUAAAAUUUCAGAAGCUGGUAAACCUAGUGAGCGUGCUUCAUGUCACCAGUCUAACUUAAUUAAAAAUUACUUCCAGCUUGCUAGAAAAAGGGAAAGAGAUGAAGAUGGAGAAGAAACAUCUGUACCCAAACUAACAAAACUAGAGGAAAGGUCACUGCCUGUUUCCAAGUGCACCGAACCCACAGCUUCAUCAGUGUGCAACAGUAAAGCAGAACAGCAUCAAAAAGAAAAUAAUAUCCUGGACUCAAACCCAAAUUUUGCAUUAGACAAAACAGAUAGAGAACUUAUGAGGGAAAGUGGCAAACUAGCAAGUGCUGCUAAAACAGACACUAAAACUACUUCUAGUGAAAAGCAUGCACCAAAGAAGAGAAAGGAAUUAGAUGAUUUACCUGAAGAUAAAGAGACACUAGAAAUUGUGUUUGGAAGCGAAGACCUGGAUUGGGAAGAUCAAAUGGCAGAUCACAACCAGGAAGCUCAUGGAAAUAAACACAAAAGAAGGUGUUUAGAAGCCAAAGGAAGCAGGAUUCAAGACAUAAAUGUAAAGCAGAGAGAGGAAAACAAAAUAUUGAAAGAAGGGGAACUUGGAUCAGAUCUAACUUCAGAAAUGAAAAGUGAGAUCAAGCAAGAAUCAGUCUCGAACGACAAUAAACUGCAAGAUGACUCCAGCAAUCUUCCCAGCAGACUUCUGUUGAGUGAGUUUAGGUCGCUGGUUGUCAGCCACCCGGGACAGAAUGGUCGGCCUCCUGCAAGUACCAGCUACGGGGGAAAGAAAAACUUCAAAACCUUCAAAAAGGUCACUUACCCAGGGGCAGGACAACUUCCAUACAUUAUUGGAGGAUCAGAUUUGAUUGCUCACCAUGCUAAAAAGAAUUCGGAGCUGGAAGAUUGGUUAAGGCAGGAAAUGGAGGAGCAGAACCGACAUGCAAGAGAAGAGUCGCUCGCUGAUGAUCUCUUUAGAUAUGAUCCUACUGUGAAAAGGAGAAGAUAAGUAGCAUCCUGAAUUUACAGCGAUGCUCUAGCCAAAUCUGCUUUCUGUUCCUUACGUUUGCUGGUUACAGUGUGUAAUAUAUACCCACAAAUGACCAUUUGAGCUGUCUGUUAUUGUGAGACUUGUUUUUAAGUCCUCCUGUUAUUAAAAAAAAGAAAAGUUUUCUUUCA
Colius striatus (speckled mousebird) is the source of this 2640-nucleotide messenger RNA. It is a transcript of the gene NBN, whose product is annotated as nibrin. The record is from RefSeq and is a predicted model, not a curated record. Gene Ontology annotation, molecular function: protein binding; damaged DNA binding. Gene Ontology annotation, biological process: mitotic G2 DNA damage checkpoint signaling; double-strand break repair via homologous recombination; telomere maintenance. The transcript is spliced from 16 exons. Gene Ontology annotation, cellular component: nucleus; Mre11 complex. The coding region runs from base 191 to 2470 and encodes 759 amino acids. Lineage: Eukaryota; Metazoa; Chordata; Aves; Coliiformes; Coliidae.